AAUUUUCUACAUCCCGAUCGACCUGUUGACUGCUCUGGCUCCAGACAGACCCGAAGCACUGAGCAACCUCGGAGCUGGCCGAUAGAGUCCCGAGUGAGCGCCAGGGCCGGCCGUGGUGCAACACGAGAGACACUGUCCGCGUCCUCGUCCUCGUCCUCUCCCCUUUUUCUUUUUUCUCUUUCUUUGCUUCAGCGCAAAACUGAAUCCCUCUGUCCGGGACCGCUGUGCACCGUUUCGUGCAUUCCUCCAAGCGGGGAGACCGCCCGCUCUCUUGAUCACACGCCCCCCAAGAUGCGCUCCAGCAUCGCCUGCUCCCGCUGCCGGCGGAGCAAGAUCAAGUGUGUCAAUGCCGGCAUCGACACUACCUGUCGCGCCUGCGAAUCCUCCGGGAGGGACUGUGUCUAUCCGACCCCGGCCAUCGGAGUGGGCGGAGGUGCCGCCAAACGAGAUAUUGGAGCGACCAUCGACGGUGAUGAUCGGAAUGGCGAAUGGGACAGUCCCAAGCGCCAGCGCUCGCGCAAGGCCGUGGGAGGAUCGAGCGUCGGCGCAAAAGAUGCUGCCCGAGCCAAUGGGGAUGUGCUGGAAUCCUCGAUUCUGACCGUGAAGACGUGGGAGACCUUGUUUGAGCUGUUCCAGGCGCAUUUCUCCACCGUCCUGCCUUUCCUCCACCCGACCACCUUUCUCAACCAGAUCCGCCAGCUAUCCGCCUCCCAAGGGGAUGCGCAGUCCACGAGGGAUCUGUCCCAGAGUCCGGCGCCCAAGCCGGAACCGUCGCCAUUGAUCCUCCUGGGCGUCUUGGCCCUCACCGCGCGCUUUCACCCGCAACUCGUCGCCUACCACUCUCCAGCAUCUGCGGGCAACCCGUCCAAUCCGCUGGCGGCGUCUGAGUUCUACGCAACGGCGCUGCGCAACAAAAUUGCUGGCGUCGACGGCCUGGGCCUCACCAUCCCGGACCUCACCCGGAUCCAAGCACUCCUGAUGCUGGCCCUGCAUGAAUGGGGCAUGUGCCGCGGCAAGAGUGCCUGGGUGUACGUGGGGGUUGCCAUCCGGCUGGGGCAAGCCAUGGGACUGUCCUUCGAGCUCGAGAACGACCUGACGCGAGAUCCAAACCGAUCACCCGUUUUCAAGGCGGAGGCGGAUCAUUUCGGCGUCGCCAAGAGAGAGGAGCAGAAGGAGCAGAAUUCGGAUGAUGUGAUUGCCCUGGAGACGAAGCGGAGGACCUUCUGGGCGUGUUUCAUUAUGGACCGCUGCCUGAGCAGCGGCAAGUAUCGACCACAGAUGAUCAACGUCUACGAUCUGGACAUCCAGCUGCCCAGUGAUAAUGCCUUUGCGUUUGGUGAACGGGUGCGGACAUCGCGAUUGAAUGACGGCACUUCUCGCCGGCCCCCCAGCUUCGAUGCCCAGAACGUCCAGAUCCCGAGUCUCCGUCAGAGCAUUGGGUAUGGAGACGAGAAGCUGCGGAACGGCUCCAUGGAUUCCAAAUCGUGGUCCUCGGGACGUCAGCGCAGUGAAUCUGGUGAUCACGAAAUCGAUCGAUGGGAAGUAGGCGCGGAGGAAUCCGUCUUGAGCAGAGUGAUCCGGAUCAUCAGAAUCUGGGGCAGUAUCGCCAAGUGGGCCUGUGCUGGUGGAAGAAGGAACGAGAACUAUCCACCAUGGCAUCCGGAAUCCCGCUUCAUCCAACUGCGAAGCAUGCUAGCGGAGUUUCAAGAUGUGCUACCCCGCAAUAUUCAGUAUUCUCCCCGGAAUACGGACACUCAUAUUAUGUACAAGCAUACACUGGCACCAUACACCGUGAUGCACGUAGUGUACUUCCUGUCAGUCAUUGUGCUACACCGCGCCUACAUGCCCUUUCUGCCUAUCCGAUGCGGUGAACCGCUCGGUCCGCUGGAUGAACCGACCUUGCCUGUCGACAAGUACCACCCUCCGGACGGUUUCUGGAGAGAGAGCGCCCGCGAGUUGUUCAAGGCAGCCCGCCAGAUGAUGGACCUAGUCGUCACCUGCCAGGAACGUGGAGUGCUCGUGGAGACCCCGCUUGUCGGAUUCGCGAUCUACAACGCGGCCUUUAUCGGAGUCUACGCCGCCCAUUUCAGCCAUAUGGAUCAGGAAGGCUACAUGUGUUCCAAGUCGGCCGCGUCCGACACGGUCGCCGUUGGAAGUCCCGGCCAGCUUCAAGCUCGCAGGGGACUCGAGAUCCUGCGUGAAAUGCGGCCGCGGCUCAAGAUGGCUGCAGGAUGGUUCAGAACGAUCAAUCGCCUCCACACCUACUUCUCCAGGGUCAAGAAGGAUUUCAGGAGAAACUCGCGAAAGUCGGACCUGAUGACCGGCCACGAGACCGCCGAGGCUCAUACAAACGGCGUCCGUCCAAUCCGUGAGGGUGGGACAGGAGGAGGCCUGGACGAAUUCAAGCUGCUGGAGAAACUCUUCCUCGAUUUUGGCAUCUUGGAGGACCAGCUGCCCGAGAACGACCAGGAUGGUGGUCUUCCUCUCUUGCCUGCUGCUGGUGAGCGUGGUGUUACUGCGAGCGAUGCCGGAAGUAAUGCCGUCAAGAGUGAAGCUGGUGACGGCUCCGAAUCUCAACUCGAUGGCGCUGGGGGCAGACGAGAGUCCUGGAUCCCGAUCAACAACAACAGCCCUGUGCAUGGAAUGCCGGACGGCGAGCGUCAAUUCGAACGUCGUCCCAGCCUGCCUAUGCCUCCCGGUCGACAACUGCCGGCUCAGUCGCCAUAUUCCCUUCCCUCCCUGCAGCACCACCCUCACGGCCCGAUCGCCGCCACUACUUCGCCCAGUCUCCCAUCUCUCACUUCCCCGAAUGCAUAUGCCUCGCCUCCAACGAACCAGCCUCAGUCGCAGUAUCUCCCCCCUACGAACCGUCUGCAACCUCUCAACUCGUGGGUUACGGCGCGUCAGCAGCCACCGCCGCCGCCUCCAUACUCUCAAUCGCUUCCCCCGAUCAGUGCUGCCGCUCAGCACGGGUAUAACAUGCUGCCGCCUCCCGGCACCACUACUACUGCUAGCUACGCGGUCACGCUGCCUGUCGCGCCCUACGAGGGAUCUGAUCCGUCUGUGUGGUCGACCAGCUUUGGUGGCGACGACGUCAUCGCGUUUGUGGACGGCUGCAGCCACGAGCUGUGGCCGUCGACCUCGAAUCUAGAGGUUGGUAGCCCAACCGGCUGGCUGAGCGCCCUUUGGACCGAUCUCCGAUAAACUGUGCGGCUGUCAUUCCAUCACAGCAUUUCAUUUCUUUUUUCGAUUUUUUUUUAUCUCUUCUGGCUGUAUUAUUAUCGUGUCAUCACGUCCUGUACUGUACUGCGCCGGCAAUUCACCCAGCUGGCUACGAUACAAAAAGGGAAAUAUGGUGUCAUAAGGGGGUCGGGAUUUGGGUAAGGCAUAGGAAAAAAAAAGCGUGGUAAUUCAGGGGUCGACACUCCUGCAGGUGUUAUUGGGUGACUCGA
Paecilomyces variotii is the source of this 3452-nucleotide messenger RNA. RefSeq names its product putative C6 transcription factor. The record is from RefSeq and is a predicted model, not a curated record. Gene Ontology annotation, cellular component: nucleus. The transcript is spliced from 2 exons. Lineage: Eukaryota; Fungi; Ascomycota; Eurotiomycetes; Eurotiales; Thermoascaceae. Gene Ontology annotation, biological process: regulation of DNA-templated transcription; DNA-templated transcription. The coding region runs from base 292 to 3204 and encodes 970 amino acids. Gene Ontology annotation, molecular function: DNA-binding transcription factor activity, RNA polymerase II-specific; DNA binding; zinc ion binding.